UAGACAACACAUAGGCACAUAUCUAGUUUUGUUUGUGUCGAUGAACGUUAAAAAAAUAAAAUAAUUCUAGACUGUGUUACCUAAUGUUUUCCAGGUAGCUGGGCUUAAAAGUAACGAAGCACAGCACAGGGUUAGUUAUCAGUACAGUAAUUGAGCUAGCUAACGUUAGCUCGAAUUGUGGGGUGCCUAUUGUGUUAGCUAGCCAGCUAACGUUAACGGCUUUUCUGAUUUGCUCUUGUUGGAAAUAUUUUCAUACUUAUUUGAGUUGCCUUCAUUCUCAUCACCGGUGGAUAUGGGACUACUUUUUACCAAGCUGAUGACUGUCUUCGGAGACCGAGAGCACAAAGUGAUCAUAGUGGGCCUGGACAAUGCUGGGAAGACCACUAUCCUCUACCAAUUCCUUACCAAAGAGGCGGUCCACACCUCCCCCACCAUUGGCAGUAACGUAGAGGAGAUCUCUGUACGCAAGACCCGCUUCCUGGUGUGGGACGUCGGAGGCCAGGAAAGCCUGAGAGCCAGCUGGAACUCCUACUACUGCAACACAGAGAUUGUUAUUCUGGUUGUGGACAGCACAGACCGUGAGCGCCUAACUCUGAACAAAGAUGAACUUCACCGCAUGCUUGAACAUGAGGACCUACAGAAUGCUGCGAUUCUAGUUCUGGCCAACAAGCAGGACAUGAAGGACUCUAUGACAGUGGCAGAGAUCUCCCAGUGCCUCACCCUCAGCUCCAUCACAGCCCACUCCUGGCAUGUACAGGCCUGCUGUGCCCUCACAGGGGAGGGACUACCUGCCAGUCUGGACUGGAUGAGGUCUCGAGUCCUGGCCAGUUAGAACUCCUUCCGUGGGCUCAUCACAAUUGGAACCAGGACAGCUAUCCUUUGACCCAACAAACACAACCUCAUAGACAUUGCAGCUGAAGCCACAGUGC
Oncorhynchus nerka (sockeye salmon) is the source of this 929-nucleotide messenger RNA. RefSeq names its product ADP-ribosylation factor-like protein 5B. Gene Ontology annotation, molecular function: GTP binding; GTPase activity. The transcript is spliced from 6 exons. NCBI's taxonomy places the organism in Eukaryota, Metazoa, Chordata, Actinopteri, Salmoniformes, Salmonidae. The record is from RefSeq and is a predicted model, not a curated record. Gene Ontology annotation, biological process: protein localization to Golgi membrane; intracellular protein transport; vesicle-mediated transport. Bases 293 to 832 code for a protein of 179 amino acids. Gene Ontology annotation, cellular component: cytoplasm; trans-Golgi network.